GACAGAAAAAUCCGAAGAUUUCACAAUGUCAACUCCCUCUUUCCAUAUGUUCCGAUUAGUCUUGGUAUGUUGUUUUUCCAUUCUUCUUCUCAUGUCCAUCUGCGUGCAAACAAUCUCAGCCGCUACAACCGACAAAGGUUGCACCAAAACUUAUAAAAAGUUCAUCAAAUCCGCCUGCAAUUCCACCACAUACCCCAAAAUCUGCUACGGAGCUCUCUCCCCAAAUGCAUCCGCCAUUAAAACCGAUCCCUACAAGCUUUGCAGCAUUGCCUUGUCCGUCACUCUAAAAGCCACAUACAAAGCAUAUUUAUCCAUCGAUGCGCUCUCGAAGAUGAGGGGAUUGAGUCGGUCCGAGAAAGAAAUCAUUGGCGAUUGUGCCGAAACUACAGAUGAUGCCAUCUACCAGCUGCAGAAAUCCUUGAAGGCACUGGCUCGUUUAAAAGGCUCGAAUCAUAAGGCUGAUGAAAUUAGUGAUUUGAACACUUGGGUCAGCGCAGUGUUGACGGAUGAGUACACAUGCACCGAUGACUUUGAGGGCCAGAAAGUAAGAAAAGAUGUUAAGAACACAAUCAAUAAGCGUAUGUUGUAUCUUGCCAAAUUGACCAGCAAUUGUUUGGCUCUGUUCAAGCUUCUGGACUGAUCAAGUAUAUUAAUGUAUUAUCAUUGAUAACUUCCAUCCUUUUUUAUUUGAUUUGUUUUUGAAAAAUAUAUGUAUAUUCU
Messenger RNA from Hibiscus syriacus, 720 nucleotides. RefSeq names its product pectinesterase inhibitor 4-like. Lineage: Eukaryota; Viridiplantae; Streptophyta; Magnoliopsida; Malvales; Malvaceae. Gene Ontology annotation, biological process: negative regulation of catalytic activity. The coding region runs from base 26 to 640 and encodes 204 amino acids. The record is from RefSeq and is a predicted model, not a curated record. The transcript has a single exon. Gene Ontology annotation, molecular function: enzyme inhibitor activity.